AUGGUCGUAGGCGAUGUAUUAGGACAUAGUGUUGACGGCAACUCCAAGCAUAUCGAUUCUUUAAUAGAAAGGGGGUCCAAAUUUGGGAAAUCUAUAUCAUGGAGUAAACACGGGAUUAUAGCAUUUGCAUCUCCACCCGAUUUACUUACACAACAGCUGCCAAACCUGUUCAAAAACAACCUCUUGCUAACAUAUUUGGAAAGAGUUGAUGAGAAUUCAUGGCAAUUGGCGAAAUCGGAAGGAUUGAGCGUGAAACUGCUGAAUGAUCAUGCAUUUAGUCCGAGCCUACUGCUUGUAAGCUGGAGUAACUUAAGUACAGACUUGGCAGUGUCAGAUGUACACGGAAAUUUCUACAUCUACUUGGCAGGAGUUGGUGUUAUAAAUACCAAACAGUCGAACAGCACAGCUAACGGUACUUCCUCUAAUGGUGGGUUGGCCAGCAAUGGCUCAAAUGGUACCAACGGAGCUGCCAAUGGCACUACGAAGCAUACACCCACUCCCUCCAACUCCGCUGACAAAGCGUUGGAUUCGUCGAAUGGCAUUUCUGCAGGACCCAAUGCUUCUAUCAGCUACGAAUUGACGUCCUAUAAUCAUUUGGAAAUGAUAUACAGAGAUAUAGUAGACACAACUACACCACUCCCCACCGGAGCAAGUUCGACUGCAUCUGUAAACUCUGUAGUUGGUUUCAAGUGGCUCAACAUUGAGAAGAACCAAAUGUUAAAUAAACCGGCUACUAUCAACGUACCACCUCUGCAGAAUAGCCCACAGCAAUCACCCCCAAAUGCUUCCAUCACAUAUUCUUACGGUGUGAAUCAAUUUGCACCUCUAGGUGCUACACAUCCAAUCCCCACCAAGCAGGCUUGUGUGGCCCUCAGGGAAAACGGUGAAUUCCAUUUAUAUUACCAAGGGGAACACAAGGUUGAGUACCACAAAGUAACACACAAGUUGAGUAGCAGUGCGAAUAUUCCAGUUAACUUUAAAACAGCAUCAAUUGGGUUCUCGAAAAGGAAGGAAAUCAUCGUGACUGGCUAUGACACACUCUCUCAAAUGAUCAAAACAUUUGCUAUAACUAUUGACUGGGGUUUUUUAAUACAGUCAGCUCUAAAACAAAAGUCUGACCCACAUUUCCAGACUCCAAAAGAGCUGCAAUCCACGCCAAAAUUACUGGUUAAGUUUUUGUACGAAAUGAGUCCAAUGAGCAUUGAAGUAGAAGUUGACCAAGAAAAAAGAGAUGACGAUGAGAUGGAUAUUGACACUCACGAGGGUUCUAAGGACAGUGAUGAUAAGAAGUUUGCGUCAGAACACACAGGUGAGUUAUCUUGUAUUGAAAUUAUAUCGCCCAAUUUCUUCCCUGACUCCGAACUAGAAAUAUUAAUAGCGUACGAUUCGUAUGACUCUAUUAAUGAUUUCGUGCCAAAUUCGACAACGAUCUAUAGGUACACCAUUGUUGAUCAAUCGAGUAGAAUAUCCGACGUAUUUUCAGAGCUUGGUCUGCAAGGCGGAGGGGGAGGUGCUGGAGUUAGCAGAGACAAUUCUGGAAGUGGUAAGUCAUAUGCAUUGGAGCUUCAAGAUAAGAUAAAUGUGGAUGGUAUAAUUCAGUCCAUCAGCACUACCAUUGUUGAUACUUUCAUAAUAUUAACCUUGGAAAAUGGCCAAUUACAAUUGAUAGAUAGAAGUACAAUGUCUAUUGUAGAUAAGAGAAAGCAAACUCAGCAACUGAGUCCAACGAAAAGUCCCCCUAUAUCUAUCACCACCCUAUUUGAUAUAGGCUUUCAAUUUCCUAAGUUACCAACUGGUGCGCAUAAUAUGGUUUGUAUAUCUCCCAAUCUAACUUCUUUGGUAUACAUUCCAGUGAAUAGCCCACACCAAGAACUUACUUUCAAAGUUUUCGAAAGUAACAGGAAAAUUAUUUCAUCAAUUGACCUAUUUAUCACGUCAGUUGGGUUUGCAUUUCGUCAUGCGUACACUUGUUACACCAACACCUGCUCAGACGAUCUUUUGGCUUUGAUACAAAUCGAGAUUAAAGAGAUCAGAUACAUACUUAAGAAAACACUUAAGGAUGGAAGCGACCGCCAAGUAGACAACGUGCUCAAUAAAUUGAUUGAAUCAGUCAUUUGUGAAUCACACAAGGCAAUCAGUUUCCAAUUAGACGUUUACGGCAAGGAAUCUGUAGAUAAAUUGCUUUCCAAUCCACCGCUUCAAAAGUUGUUGUCUUUGCAACUCAUUUUAGGCGAGUUUGGUCAGUACCACCAUGCAAAGGGAAAUCUUAAUGCCAAAGUGUCUCCACAUAGAGUUGUUAAGGAUUUAGCCUGGAUUGUAUUGAACUUGAGAUGCACUAGUUUUGGUAUAAUGUUCCUGUUAUCUUCCAUCUUUAGGCAAAUUAAUAAGAAAAAGCCUACUGAGGACACUUUGCAAGAUUCAAUAUCAAGAGCAGAGUAUAUCACCUCAUUACUAGGAAGCAUUAAAUGGUUGAUAGAUUUAUCAAUCUAUAUAAACCAAGAGUUGAUCUAUCUUUCAAACGAAUCGCUAUCUAGUGAACCGGCUGAUCCAAAUAACCUCAACUUCAACAACUCCAUUGCAUUACCUAUAAUAUUAAGUAAAAUCCCAAGAUUAUUCUUAAUGUAUGCAUUCUCAUCUUUAGGAAAGACGAAUGAGGUAUUAGUUGAUUUAUAUCGGGUUCUCACUGAAAGCAAAAAGUUAUAUCCUCCUAUGAGAGAUGCACUCAAUAGAUAUUUGGCUAUCUAUAGUAACGCGGCUUUAAACAUCAGACAGUUCGAGACCUUUAUCAGAGAAUGUGAUACAUACAUCAAUAUGGAAAUUGAAAGAGAAACAAAGGGAAGGGGCAAAAACUUUUCCUUAAAAAUAGAACAGAAGUUAGUGUGUCAAGGGGUAGUUUCUGAAGAGAUCCAAAAAAUUGCUAAAGCAAUAUUGAGCAAGUAUUCUGCGAUGUCGAAGAGAGAUCCGAAGACUUCAGAUCUUUUCUUCUAUGACGUUGACUGGCUAUCUAUUGGAAUAAGAUCACAAGGUAUGAACCAGCUUAGUCAAGUCGCUCCAGAAGAUAGCGAUGCCAAUUGUCAAAUUGUUUACAAUUAUCCGAAUCAAAGACUGUGUAUUACUCCCAGACUGUCAUAUAAGGAAGGCGAAUACGUGGAUGGCUUAAGAAAAAUCAUCAUAGAUACCGUCGCUCAACAAAAGAUCGGUAAAUCUGUUUCCUCACUAAAGCUUAGAAAAUGUACAAGGUGUAGAUCUAUCUCGUAUGUUAAUGAUCCAUUGGUUUUUGCCUCACCUACAACCAUCGGUCUCUGGACUAUGGUUUUUCAAAGAACAUGUUUAUGUGGAAGUGCAUGGAUAAACUGUAUAGAUAAAUAG
This is a messenger RNA of Dujonia railenensis, 3369 nucleotides long. The record is from the annotation of a GenBank genome assembly. NCBI's taxonomy places the organism in Eukaryota, Fungi, Ascomycota, Pichiomycetes, Serinales, Debaryomycetaceae.